CGGCCUCGGGGCUGGGAUGAACCGCGCUCGCGGUGGAGGCAGGGAAGCCAAGCCGGAGCCAUGGCCAGUACAGUGGUAGCAGUUGGACUGACCAUUGCUGCUGCUGGAUUUGCAGGUCGUUAUGUUUUGCAAGCCAUGAAGCAUAUGGAACCUCAAGUAAAACAAGUUUUUCGAAGUCUGCCAAAAUCUGCCUUCAGUGGUGGCUAUUACAGAGGUGGAUUUGAACCCAAAAUGACAAAACGGGAAGCAGCAUUAAUAUUAGGUGUAAGCCCUACUGCUAAUAAAGGAAAAAUAAGAGACGCUCAUCGACGAAUUAUGCUUUUAAAUCAUCCAGACAAAGGAGGAUCUCCUUAUAUAGCAGCCAAAAUCAACGAAGCUAAAGAUUUACUAGAAGGUCAAGCAAAGAAAUGAAUUAAAUGUAUGAUUUUAAGUUCA
Molecule: messenger RNA, 435 nt
Organism: Tupaia belangeri chinensis (Chinese tree shrew)
Lineage: Eukaryota; Metazoa; Chordata; Mammalia; Scandentia; Tupaiidae
Gene: DNAJC19
Product: DnaJ heat shock protein family (Hsp40) member C19
Exons: 6
Coding region: 61-411 (116 amino acids)
Biological process (GO): protein import into mitochondrial matrix
Cellular component (GO): PAM complex, Tim23 associated import motor
Molecular function (GO): ATPase activator activity
Source: RefSeq, a predicted model, not a curated record